This is a messenger RNA of Exaiptasia diaphana, 349 nucleotides long. RefSeq names its product alpha-methylacyl-CoA racemase. Gene Ontology annotation, molecular function: catalytic activity. The record is from RefSeq and is a predicted model, not a curated record. Lineage: Eukaryota; Metazoa; Cnidaria; Anthozoa; Actiniaria; Aiptasiidae.
GUUGUGCUCAAAGGCUGAUGUUUUGAUAGAACCUUUCAGACCUGGUGUUAUGGAAAAACUUGGACUUGGACCAAGUGUCCUUAUGAAGGAUAAUCCAAAGUUGAUAUAUUCAAGAUUAACUGGCUAUGGGCAAACAGGUGCAAUGGCCAAACAAGCAGGACAUGACAUUAACUAUAUAGCYAUGACAGGCCUACUUUCCAUGCUUGGRCGCCGAGAAAAUAACCUUAAUCCACCACUAAACYUGCUGGGUGAUUUUGCUGGGGGAGGGCUGGUGUGUGUCAUGGGUAUAUUAUUGGCAUUGGUAGAGAGAAACAAGUCAGGAAAAGGACAAGUUAUUGAUAGUGCAAUG